Messenger RNA from Fusarium redolens, 863 nucleotides. RefSeq names its product ribosomal protein S5 domain 2-type protein. The transcript is spliced from 3 exons. The coding region runs from base 283 to 768 and encodes 161 amino acids. The record is from RefSeq and is a predicted model, not a curated record. NCBI's taxonomy places the organism in Eukaryota, Fungi, Ascomycota, Sordariomycetes, Hypocreales, Nectriaceae. Gene Ontology annotation, cellular component: cytoplasm. Gene Ontology annotation, biological process: regulation of translational initiation.
CCUGUCAGAGAAUCCCCUGGAAAACAAAGGUGACCAAUCAUAUAAGCUAAGAGCCGCUGAGCUUUGGAGCUCCCCUCCAUCAAAUUGAGCUUGGAGUUGGAGUGGAGAAGUCAAUUGUCCAUGAUACAAAACUUUCCCAUUAUAAUUGUGGCUGUUUCGAGGCAUCUACUUAGUAGCUACUCCAAGACAAGACAUAACGCAGGCCGAGACAUUGAAACACAAAAUCAACCUCCUUCUUGUCUGAGUUAACUCUAUUCUGAUCCAUUGCCAUUACAGUGCAUAAUGGCUGCGAAGAGAGCAGUCCAAUCCAUUCUGCCUAAAUCACAACCCCCAGCUUGGACAGCCUCAAAGCGCAUCACAGAGUUCAUAGCACACGUUACCCCUGUAACAUCUCCAUCACAGGCCAAUUUCUACGUUGAGUCUCUCCUGGAGUCAGACAAACGUAUGCGCAACGCAACGCACAAUAUCACGGCGUGGCGUAUUAGAGGUGACGGUACUGGCCAUCAACAAUUCAAUGACGAUGGUGAGACGGGAGCCGGAUCCCGACUCCUGCAGCUGAUGCAGUCCAUGGAUCUUUGGGAUUCUAUGGUUGUGGUUACACGCUGGUAUGGGGGUGCCCAUUUAGGAUCUAAAAGAUUCAGAUUGAUCACUUCUGUGGCCAGUGACGCCUUUGCGAGAGCUGGCAUGGUUGGGGACAAGAAGGAUGAUUCACCUAAAGGGCAAGGUCUAUAUUACCUGUUUGUCAAGACCAAACCUCAGUCUCUAUAGGACAUUCUGUUUCCCCCCCAUUCAUUGUCUCAAUCUUGUCAAAUGCCGCCGUCACUCCAGUCUAAUUCCAAUCGGUAUUCUGGCGGUGACGUUCA